Messenger RNA from Melitaea cinxia (Glanville fritillary), 443 nucleotides. It is a transcript of the gene sloth1, whose product is annotated as small integral membrane protein 4. NCBI's taxonomy places the organism in Eukaryota, Metazoa, Arthropoda, Insecta, Lepidoptera, Nymphalidae. The transcript has a single exon. The record is from RefSeq and is a predicted model, not a curated record. Bases 225 to 443 code for a protein of 72 amino acids.
AAGUUACGGAACUUUACUGAUUACGGAAUUAUGUCAACUAUCCAGCGACGAGAGGUGGAUUGUAGGUUACUUUUUAGAAUUACCAUUAAGUACAUUUAAUUUUAUUAUAUAAAAGUUAUGACCAGUAUGUUAUGACUUUAAACACGUUAACCAUGAAAUGUUAUCGUAAUUCGUUAAAUAUUUAAAGUAAACGUGAUUAUGACUUUCUUGGGUAGAUUUUCAAAAUGAGAAUUGGUUGGAUUCAAAAAUUUGUAAAUAAGUGGCCUGGAAAGAAAACUUUUGGGAUUUACAGAUUUCUUCCUAUGUUUUUCAUUUUGGGAGCAGCAUUGGAAUAUUCUAUGAUUAAUUGGAGAGUUGGGGAAGUUAACUUUUAUAACACUUUUAAGAAAAGACAAGCGAAAGAUAUUGUAGAAGACAAAAUUAAAAAAUAUUCUGCAGUUUAA